Siniperca chuatsi (mandarin fish) is the source of this 11247-nucleotide messenger RNA. Its product is annotated as VPS10 domain-containing receptor SorCS1. The coding region runs from base 251 to 4348 and encodes 1365 amino acids. Gene Ontology annotation, cellular component: Golgi apparatus; membrane. Lineage: Eukaryota; Metazoa; Chordata; Actinopteri; Centrarchiformes; Sinipercidae. The record is from RefSeq and is a predicted model, not a curated record. The transcript is spliced from 28 exons. Gene Ontology annotation, molecular function: protein binding. Gene Ontology annotation, biological process: post-Golgi vesicle-mediated transport.
GUGGGCUAUUGAAUUCUUUAUCGCUGCUUAAUAAGUGUAGAAGCUACCAUCCCUGACACUGCACUUAAUUGGAAAUAUCUUCCAACUACCGGAAGCUCCUGACCUAAGACGAUUGAAUGUAAAUAGGUUCAUAUAGGUAAAAUAAUUAUAAUAUUUCAUUUGCUAAAUUAAGCGAUUUACUUUCCCUGAAAGGAGGCUGGUGAUAAAAUCUGCAUCCGGAGAAAAACUACCAAAAAUAGCUUCUCAGAAAAUGUGGCUGAGAGGAGAAAUAAAAGAGCAGCAGAACAAAAUGACUGCAUUACUGACUGCAUUAAUUAUAGCCGACCAUAUGGUGGAAAAUAACAAAUAUGGAGAAAGACAGUCCAACAUUAUCCUCCAUCGCUCACUAUGGAUCCUCAGCUCCUCCCCCAUGCGUGCGGGGCUUCAUUUGAUCAAAUCCUUCAACUUGGACCAAUAUGCUCAGCCGCACUUUUUACAACACUGCAUUUGGGCAACGCCACAACUUGCGCAGCACUUCCUCUUCCACAGCCGAGCGGCAUUUUACACCCCGAGAGGGCAGAGAGAAGAGUGGGGAAACGGACUUUUUUCAUCCACAGCAUCCUUCUCUGCCUCAGCAAUGGAGAGGGAGGUCAUAUUUUGCCCAAAGUGGCACAGUGCGUUUAGUUUUUUGCUUUUGCUCUGUUUCUUUCACGCCGCCAAAGCUGAGAUAACUUGUAGGUCAUGCCAGCCUGGAAAUAUGUGGCGUGCACGGGAAUUACUGCUGAAAUUCGACAGAAGUGAAACCGCAACAGGAUUAAAGGGAGAAGUUUUUGGACAUGGAGAUGGGACAGGGAGAUUCGGGGCUGCAAGUGCUGAAAGUCGGCGGCUCCGUUGCGUAGCUGGGUCCGCUGAAUGCCCUCCAGAUCGGACGGAAUACACGGAGCCAAGGCUGAAACGGAAUAACGUUACAGACAGCCUGCACGCAAAAGGCGAAAUUGGUGAGAGCGAGUUUGCAAAGAUGAAAGUUUCUUAUGUCAGUAUGAGUGGUCAGCAGAAGGCCAGCUAUGGUGCAGGUUUUACCUCUGCCACCCGGUACAGAAAGCGCGCCAGAAGGAACAGUGACGAUAAUAAAGUCAGAUCCCCCGGUUCAGCCCAGAGUCAAGACCCGGGAGAGGGCGUGAGCUCGGCGGCUGGACGCAGAGUGACGCGCUCUGAAUUGCGCUUGAGCGGAGAGGAGCGGAGAGCCGCCGGUCCGAGGCAGGAGGAGCUAAAACUUAACAGUUCAACGUUCGCGUUGACCGGGGAUUCAUCUCACAACCAGGCUAUGGUGCACUGGUCCGGGCAGAACAGCAGUGUGAUUUUGAUGCUGACCAAACUAUUUGACUUCAACCUCAACAGUGUGACUGAGAGUUCAUUAUGGAGGUCAACUGACUACGGAGCAACGUACCAGAAGCUGAAUGACAAAGUAGGAGCAAAGACAAUACUCAGUUAUUUGUACGUGAGCCCUAACAACAAGCGAAAGAUCAUGCUGCUAACUGAUCCAGAGGUGGAAAGCAGUCUACUGAUCAGCGCUGAUGAAGGAGCUACCUACCAGAAGUACAGGCUGAACUUUUACAUCCUCAGCCUGCUCUUCCACCCUGAGCAGGAGGACUGGAUUCUGGCCUACAGCCACGACCAAAAGCUCUACAGCUCGGUGGAGUUUGGGAGGAGGUGGCAGCUGGUGCAUGAGGGAGUGGCUCCCAAUCGUUUCUACUGGUCGAAAAUGGGUUUGGACAAAGAGCCAGGCUUAAUUCACCUGGAAACCAGUAUCUCUGAAGGACAGUCGCUGUAUGUCACCUGCAAGCUGCAGAACUGCACAGAUGCCAACAAGGGCAAACCAUUCCCCGGAUACAUUGACCCCAAUUCUCUGGUGGUGCAAGAUGAGUAUGUGUUUGUCCAGGUAUCAACCACGGGGAGGCCAAUCUACUAUGUGUCUGCUAAAAGAGAUGUCUUUACACCCAUGAAGCUGCCCAAGUACACCCUGCCGAAGGACCUGCACGUGAUCAGCACGGAUGAAAACCGUGUGGUUGCAGCUGUACAGGAGUGGAACCAGAACGAAACCUACAACCUGUACGUGUCGGACACGUCGGGGGUCUACUACACCCUUGCUCUGGAGAACGUGGUCAGCAGCAUGGGCCCCGAGGGCAACGUCAUGGUCGACCUCUAUGAGGUAGCGGGAAUAAAGGGGAUGUUCCUAGCCAACCAAAAGGCGGAUAACCAAGUGAAGACGCACAUCACCUACAACAGAGGCAGAGACUGGAGGUUACUGCAGGCCCCGAGCAAAGACCUGAGGGGCAACAGCAUCCAUUGUGUGCUACCAUACUGUUCAUUACAUCUCCAUCUUCAUGUGUCUGCAAAUCCCUACACAUCUGGAAACAUAGCCAGCAGGGACUCAGCGCCGGGGAUCAUUGUCGCAUCAGGCUCCAUCGGCGCAGAGCUGACCACCAGCAACGUCAGUGUAUUUAUUACCUCGGAUGCAGGAAACACAUGGAGACAGAUCUUCGACGAGGAGUAUGCAGUGCUGUAUCUCGACCAAGGAGGAGCCUUAGUCGCAAUAAGACACACUCCGCUUCCCAUCCGACACCUGUGGUUGAGCUUUGACGAAGGACAGCAGUGGAACAAGUACAGCUUCACCAACACGCCUCUGUUUGUGGACGGGGUGCUGGGAGAGCCUGGGGAGGAGACUCUCAUCAUGACGAUAUUCGGCCACGUCAGUCAUCGCUCAGAAUGGCAGCUGGUGAAAAUAGACUUCAGGUCCAUCUUCAACAGGAGGUGCACAGAGGCGGAUUAUCAGACGUGGCACCUACACAACCAGGGCGAUCCGUGCCUCAUGGGAGUGAAAAGAAUCUACCGGAAGCUUAAGCCCACGUCCAGGUGCGUUAUGGGAAAGAUGUACUCUGUGUCGAUGACGUCGGGCCCCUGUGACUGUACAGAGGCUGACUUUGAAUGUGAUUAUGGCUAUGAGAGACGGACCAACGGCAAGUGCACACCGGCCUUUUGGUUCCAUCCAUCAUCGAUGUCCAGGAGUUGCACCACAGGGAUGACUUUCCUUAACAGCACUGGCUAUAGGAAAGUGGUCUCUAAUAACUGUACAGCUGGAGUAAGCAUGGAGUACACAGCCAGGAGGCAGCAGUGUCCCAUCCAAGCACCCAAAGGUCUCCACCUGGUCACCAGCGAGGGCACGCUGACAGCCAUUCUGGGCACCAAUGUCACCUUCCUUGUUUUUCUGGAGGAGGGCGACGGGGCGAGGACAAGCAUCACGCUGGACUUUGGAGACGGCCACGCUCUGACCUACUCCAAUGUGAGCUCUAUUGAGGACGGGAUCAAACACAUCUACAAAGCUGUGGGAAUCUACCGGGUGACUGCCACUGGGGAGAACAGCCUCGGCUCAGAGACUACCAUGCUCUACCUGCAUGUAACAUGUCAGCUGGAGUAUAUCCAUCUCUCAGCUCCCUUUGUGGCGGUGAGGAAUAAGGAAGUGAACCUGACUGCUGUUCUGUGGCCCAGCCAAGUGGGAACGGUCACCUACAUCUGGUGGAUCGGAAAUAACACAGAGCAGCCAGUAAUCACCCUAGAGGGAAGUGUGGCGUGCACGUUCUCCCGGGAAGGCAUCAGUACAGUCACUGUGCAGGUGUCUGCAGGGAAUGCUAUUCUGCAGGACAGAAAAAACAUUGCUGUCCACGACUAUUUCCGAUCUCAUCUGCUCGCCUUUUCAUCAAACCUGGAUGACCACAACCCUGAUGUUGCAGAAUGGAGGCUGGAUGUGAGCAGAGUCAUCAAGAACUCUCUGAUCCAGGCCACAGGCGUGAGAGAGGAUCAGCUUCUGGUCACCAUCCUACCAGGUUUACCCACAGCAGCAGAGUUUUUCCUUCUACCUGACAAACAGUUAACUGAGGGGAAACCAGAGAAGAGCUCUGCUCAUUUAGAUCAGCUCUCUGAGGUUUUGCUCAGCACCUUAAAUCAAAACCUUGUCCAGUUCACGUUGCGGCCAGGGGUCCAAGUCACUGUGUACGCAGCACACCUAUCAGCAGCGCCCCUAGUGGACACCAGCGAGAACCACAGUGGCUCUGCCAUGCUAAUGCUGCUAUCAGUAGUGGUUGUGGGUUUAGCUGUAUUUGUCAUCUACAAAUUCAAGAGGAAGAUCCCAGGCCUCAACGUCUAUGCGCAGAUGCAGAACGAAAAAGAACAAGAAAUGAGUCCAGCCAAUCCAACAGAGGCCACGCCCAGUUCACAGCGGGACUUGGUGCAUUCUUUGGAGAUUCUGGACACAGAGUUUAACUCACGGCCCAUCGAAGUGAAAUGGUCCGGUCACGGGGUGAACGACAGCUAAACAAAAAUGAGAUAUAUGAAACCUCACGUACAUGUGAAAUUCUCCACAGAACUCCCCACGUACAUCGUCUAAACUCUGGACUGCAUUACCAUUCUAGCUGCAUCAUGGAUAUUUUUUACCAUUUGGGACGCAAUGGUUUUGAGCUUUAUACCUGUGCAUGUUGGACCCUGCUGACACAUUCUGUGAUCUGUUCAAACCAGAAGAAACUAUGUACAGGUUUUAAAUUUUCUUUUAACAUGUCCGAUAAAUUAAACAUUUUACAAAUUCCAUUUAUUUAUACAAGUCAGAUACAUAAUUCAGAGGGAACGCCAGCAUGAACUAGAGAGGGGGAAAAAAAAAAAAAAAGCAACAAUGUUUUGGUUUUGCUUACAUAUCUGAGAUUGGUUUGCUGUUCUCUGAAGCUAACAGCAGCAGUGUACUAUUUAUUCAUAUGAAUAUACUUUUAUGAAGUAUGUUAUUGAAGUGAAUUACACAUUUAUUUUGUAAAGUCAUGAAUGUCUAUGUUAUAAAUUUGUGUAUUUCAAUAACAAAUGUCAUACUAAACAGAAAUACCGUUGUAAAAUAUGAAUAGGGUACUUUAAGCUUAAGCUUUUGGUCCAUUGUCUCUUGGAAAGCUGAUUUAUGGCACAAUACACAUUUUCUACUGAAAUAUUUAUUUUUUUCUGAUUUUAAUUUAUUAACAGAAAUACAGGGUUUGAUUUUCUGGAUUAAUUUAACAUUUGCUGUUAAUCUAAUGCUUCUGGUACUAUUUAUGAUACAUACCAGUUUGGAAAAUGUUUUGUGCUUCAGAAUAAGAGACCACUCAAUGGCUAAGGUGCUUACACCGCACCUUUCGACUGCAAGUGAUCCCCAGAUAUCGCCAGACAUUACACCUGUUAGGAGUAGAAGAAGAAACGGGGACGACGACAGGAGGACUAUCCCACAAAGAAAAGUAUUUCAAAGUCGUCCUCAGCCACACCCUGGUCACAGCCAGCAUCCAUACUGGAGGCAGAGUACAAUUUAUCAAGAUUUAAGGAGACAGUUAAAAUGAGAUACAACUACUUUGUGGGGAAAUCCAAAGAGCAUGGCAGCGAGGAAGAGAGAGGCAGAGAGAGAGGUUAAGAGAGAUGGAAGAGUGCUUGUCGGGGUUGUGACGCAUUAAGAGUGUUCUAUUGGACAGAAUAAGAAGAAGUCGACUUCUUGAAUACUUAAUGUGGCAAGUCAAGCUCAAGGCUGGCUAAGGUUGGUGACACAUUCAGGCUAAUGUCCUGACCCUCUCUCGAGUAGCACCCAUCUUCAUCCCAGCUCGUUAGAUCUCACUGUAGGAGCAGGAGAACUAGAGCGCAGAUGCUGCCAGGCUACACGGAUGGUUAGCUUGUUCAGAGGACUGUCAAGCCCUGUGGUACUUUGCGAAGUCUGACAGAUGUAAAUGCCUGAUUGGCGCCUUUCAAAUCUUCACAGGCAACUUUUCUGGAUUUAUUUUCCCUUUUUUACUAUUUUUUACUUUGUGGAGAUGUGCAAAUACAGAGGGAGUGUGGUUUUGUCAGCACUGGAUGAUCUUUUCAUCUUUUCAUAUGUUUUAAUUGUUCAGUCGUAGCUGUACAGAAAUUGCCACAGUAGAUUCACCUACAACAUAAUCAGUAGAGAAUGUAAGCAUGGACCACACAGAUGAGUGACAAUUGGACACUUACAUGCAACACACACCAGCUGCUUUGCGUAGCGUUGCUUCAUUUAACCUCUGUAACAGUGAAGACCCACUGAACACUAAGCCAAGUGAGGAGAAGUUUGCUGCAAUUCAUUUUAGAUGAGACUCAAGUGAAUUGUGCUUCUCAAGCCGUUGUGGGAUAUUAGGGGAGGCGCAGUGAUCAAAGAAUGUGUAGGGGUUAAAAAUUGAAAACCUAAUCCAAAUGAGGGUAAAAUACCUUUGUAGCUCUGUAGUGACUUGCCAAAAAAUCAACAAAGAAAAAAUGACGCCGUGGUGGUGGUUUAUCUGCUGUGGGAUUGCUCUUUAGUAGGACUCUUGCCUUUAAGAUUACAGCUACAAACGAAUACGAAGUGAUGCUUUUGACACAAAGUCACAUAAAUUGUUGAAGUAAGUGGUAGGUUGCUUACAAGGUUGGACUACCAACCAGGCAAUUGGCCCCAGAACCUCGGGGGGACCCGAAGGUGCCAGAUUCACUGUGUAUAAAUUAGUUUGGGAUAAUCAAAUUAAUUGCAAAUAUGUUUGUCAAUAAUUAAUUCACCAUUAUUAAAUUAUUAAAAUUCAUUAUAAAUUGAAAUGAUAAAGGACUUAAGACAGCAUUUGCAUCAUUACCUAAUCCAUUUGUGCUCAAAUUUUUCUCAAUGUUUUUAUGCACAUAAUCAUGUUAACUGAGUCCCAUGUGCACGUGUUCUGCAUUUAUUUCCUCCAUUGCGUGCUCUCUUUUCUAGAAAAUCUUAUUUGAAUGAGAGGCGACUACAGUUGCCGGGGGGCACAUACCUUGUAUCUAAUAGUGAAAUGUGAAUUAGAGUGCAAAAAAAUUUACAUGUAAUUCAAAUUACAUUUUUACAACAGAACUGUCAAAUUUUUUUUAUGUAAAACAAGUGUGAGAACAAGUCUGUGUGACAUCAAAAAGGUGGCCUGUAGCCUCAUUUGUUUUAAAAUUGUUUAUAAAAGUGCUUAAAAUGUUUAAAACAUUAAUUACAAUGCCUCACAUGGGCUUAGUGAAUUCAAAAACAGUUCCGUGAAAAUAAACUAAGUAAAAUAAAGUUACAAGGAUGUCCAAAACCUCUGCCAAGGUAUACCUGGGAAAACAAAUAAGAACAUAAUUGACUAAUAAUUGGUAGCAAGUAACCGGUGAUUAUUGUGUAGCAUAUGAAAUGUUAACUCAUUACUGUCUGAAUUGCCACAUCUUAAAGCAGCACUAUGUAUCUUCUGGAGAAAGAUAGUUGAUUGUGGAGUCUCAUUCAACAACACACUCAUAGUGGCUCAGACCGAAACCCAACCCAAAACGCUGGCCUUUGAUGAUGUGGGAAUGAGACUCCACAGUCAUCUGUCUUUCUCCAGAAGUUACAUAGUGUUGCUUUAAAGCCACUAUUUGGUGGAUUAGUGUACGUUUUGCUGAUGCCUGUCAAAGGUACAAAAAUUAUAUUGUAUAAUAUGCACACUCGCGCACACAAACACACACACACACACACACACACACACAGUGGUCAAACCUGCACUAUAUAACUUUUUUCAUGGAAAAUAUAGCUUCUUUAGCAAUCUAAAGUUGAGCUGACCAAGAGAAUACCAUCCCAACAGCAAUGCAUGAAACCCAGCAGAAUUGCUCGCGAAAUCUUGCAAACGGGAAGUUAUUAGAACUACAUAAAAGGCUACAGUCUUACGAAUAUGUAUAUAACAUAAAUGUGUACUUAAAGAAAACACUUAAAGAAAAUUAUUUUGCCAUUUUCUCUCAUCCUCCUCGUUUAUCUCUGUGUAAAACACUAAGGAGUUACCUCUUGUAGCCACAGGGGGCUACCAUUUUGUAAAACUUACAUCAUUUGAAAUGGUUCUAUUUUUGCAAAACAAUUCCAAUUCUACAUCUCUCUUCAUGGACAACAGUGUUAAACAUGUCCUCACUGUCCUCACUGUAUUUGACAUCAUUCGGUCCUGGUCUACCACACAGUGCAACGCUGUCAGCGCUAACAUUAGCUACGUCAGCGCUAAUAUUAGCUACCAAACACUAGCGUUAAACUAAUUACACUAAUGUUAGUAGUUCCAAAUUCCAAAGUGCUACAUCUCCUCAUUCUUUUGUAUUUGCUAGCAGCUAACUGAACCGGAAACUGCUGCUUUGCACUGGACGGUAGCCCAGGAGGACCGAAUGGUGUCAAACACUGGGGAAGGACAUGCCUUUGAACACUGAAAUGCUCAUUACCUCAGAAAGGGGUAACAUCUCUGGAUUAAUAUGAACAAUGGUACAUCAUUCUAGCAUUAAAAAUGAGCAAGAUAUGAGCAAUCCCACCGACGGUGUUUCAUACUUUUCACAUUAUUGCUAAAGCUUUUGCCCACCGGGAACUAUGGCUGCCACUUGGACAAAUGAUUCCAUACACAAAAAAACUAUACGUCCGAUGUAAUAUUUGUUUUGUUUGGGUGAGUCUAGAGACUUUCAUGAUUAAGUAGAUAUAUAUUUAUCAACAAAAAACAAAAAUAAUGUAAAUUAUUAUAUGAAAAUUAUCUUUUCUUGGGAGGGUUUGUCUUUGCCAUGCCCUCAGGAAGUUGUCUACUCACAUAUCAUUGAUAUAUAAAACGUGUAUAACAUUUAGAAAUGUAUUUAUAAGUCAAAAAUGAAUCAUACACUUUGGCAACUAUAGUUGCCGUUGGGCUUAAAUGGGUUGUAGAGGGGCCCUGAGUUUUAAUCUAGUCUUCCUUUUAUGUUCUCUAGUAUGUUAUGCUACAUGGUGCAUUUUUAAGUUACCACAAACAAAUUACUAACUAACACAUACACAAUGCACAGAGAUUGGGAGAAAUUGGAGGGUCAAGAGGGGUCCACAUCUCAUGUUGCCCUGGGGCCCCCGAGUGGGUUAUUCCGGCCCUGGUUGCUAUAUUUACGCAAUGCUAGCUAACAAGCAAGCUAUUUGCUACGUUUGCAGGUGUUUGCUUGCCCACAGUGCAUAGCCAACAGUUGCAUGGGCAGUGUUACUUGAUUGUUUCGCUUCUGGUGGCUCUCCACCAGAACACACACUGGACAUCACGAUGAUGAUCAGCUUUUCCUCUAUUUUAUUAUGUUUUGUAGUUAAGUGGAGUAAAAAACAACUUUGUCCUUCUGUUAAACAAGAGAAUCAAGACAAGCAUGAUUGGGUGUUGGUUGAUCUCAAGUGUCAGAGGGCACUAGCAACCCUCAACUUCCUUACGUUGCACUGCUGAGCAACUUUAGAGUCUUUGGGUAGUGGUGGACAGCGGCACAGUAAAUCUGUUUAAAAUGAAGCGUUUAUAUUUCAAAGCUGCAUGCUAAGAUGAUUUUGGUAACAAUUCUGCUUCUUUCUUCAUUUCAAUUGUAGUUAUGCGUGUUCCAUCUGAGGUUGCAGGACAGAUUUAUCUUGUUCCAUUGCAAGGGUAAUUUUACAUACUGGUGGUUGGAUUUUUGUAAAUCAGUAACAUCAAUGAAAUGUCUUAGAAUAUAGCAAUUAGGGCUGGGUAUCAGUACUCAAUACCUUUAAGGUAUCGACCGAAAUAACCCAGUACCAAGUAGUAUCGACAUGUCUCCAGUCAAACGAUACCUGCAUUCGAUCCUUUUUGUAUCCAGAUCUAGAAAAUAAUUAAUCACCGCAAGUGUUCUUCAAUUUAAUGCUAUCUGUGAUUGGCCCACUACUGCAGCUACAGCUAGCAGCUACAUACAUUCUUUGGUGGUGGUGAAGUUGAGCGCAGUGUAUUUGACGGAGGCGGCAGUUCACCGUGCCGGUCCUCUCACAGUCACUCCGGAGCCCACUUCGCUGCCGGAGUGUCUCUGGCCUAGGCAGAGCGGACAGGCCGCUGAGGCCGGGUGUUUGCAGGGGCGGGCUGGUGGAGUGUGGGGCAGCCUGCCCUGCAGACACCCGCAUGUCUGCUCUGCCUAGCCCAGAGACUCGGGAGGAGCAGCAGGCAGGCCGAGCAGAAGGGACUGCGGCAGCCGAAGAGGUCGUUGUGUUUACCGGGGAAACUUCAGCUCACAAUCUGCUGUAUCAGCAGCACCGCUGGCUUUGUGUUUGUUUGUUUGUUUGCGCUCGGUUUGUAGAACAGACACAACCAGAGCUACACAUAGCCUAAUACAGCCUCUAUGCUUGACUCAAACUGUUUACUCAUAGUCCCCAGUUUCCCAUUACUCAACACACCGAUAAACAAGGCUGCUCUCUACACUUAUGUCGUGCACACGAAUUAAAGAACACUUUCAAAAUGUAUUUGUGUAAAAACCAUUUGGAUGGGGAGCAGCUGAAUGUUUCCAUUCACAUGAUGGGUAUGAAGUAGGAAAAUAAAGGUAUCGAAUGAAGUACUCUCUUGGUAUUGGUAUCACUUUAAGGGUACUGGUAUUAGUACUGGUAUCGUAUUUUUUUAAACGAUUUCCAGCCCUAAUAGCAAAACAAUAAUAAUCGGAUUUUCUAUGCUUACAGACAUUUAAGGAUUUCUUUUCAAGUUUUGCAAGGAAAGGAUGUAAAGUUGUAUACUGGGAGGAUUUUGUUCCCAUUUCAGAUUUAGAAAAUAGUUUCUGGCUCUGAUUUUAACAGCUUGAGGGAGACAUACAGUAGCCUGUAACCCCAGACCCACAGUCAGAAACAACAGAGUAAUUAUCAUAACCAUAACCCCAGGGAACAGGAAAUGACUACGGCCAGACCAGAUCAGGAGGUCUGUCACAAUAAAAGUACCUUCUGCCUUUGAGUUUCACUGGGACGAGGACAGGUUGAACAGACAGGAAGUCCUGCUAACAUGAGGACUCUCUGGCCUCCUGGUUAGGACGAGCUGUGAUGUGACAGCACCCAAGGGUGUGGGAAACAGUAUCAAGUUUUAGACUAGCUUUGAGCUACACUUUCUUUCUCUCUCUCCCGCUCUCUUUAUCUUUAUAUCUUCCUCCCCGUAUAAUUAGCAAGAUUAUUAUUUUUGUAGAGAAAUGGUAAUAAUACUAAAAAAGACUUUUAUUACUGUACAGCUUUUGUAUGAGUAAAUGGUGAAUGGACUGUACUUAUAUAGCGCCUUUCUAGUCUUUCUGACUACUCAAAGCGCUUCAAACAGAACAGACGGUAAGAUGUUACAGUGUUUUUGUUUGACCUCAACUGUGCUGUGUGUAAUUGUUUUAUGCAUUUAUAAUCAUAUUUAUUAAAUGGAAAGAAGUCUGUUAACUGUGUUCUAAUUUUCUUACAAUAUUUGUAAAGAAAUAUAGUACUAUGUAUUUGCAGAAGUAAUAUUCAACCUAUAAAGAAAACGAAACAAA